Molecule: messenger RNA, 2257 nt
Organism: Durio zibethinus
Lineage: Eukaryota; Viridiplantae; Streptophyta; Magnoliopsida; Malvales; Malvaceae
Product: lysM domain receptor-like kinase 3
Biological process (GO): protein phosphorylation; innate immune response
Molecular function (GO): transmembrane receptor protein kinase activity; ATP binding
Source: RefSeq, a predicted model, not a curated record
CCCCCCCAACUCCAAAAUCCCAAUCUAGGGUUUUCGAUUUCCAAAAUGUUACUAAAAUUAAUCUCAAUUUUGUUCUUUUUUAUCUCAAUUUCCUCGAUUUCAGUAGAAUCAAGUUGCAGCAGAGGCUGCGAUGUAGCCUUAGCGUCGUACUACGUUUGGCAAGGAGCAAACUUGACCUUCAUAUCAGAGGUUCUUCAAUCGAGCCUUGUACCUUUCUCGACAAUUAAUUUUGACGAGAUCCUCAGUUACAACAAACAAGUUGCGAACAAAGACAGCGUCGAAGCUUUUAGCAGACUCAACGUUCCUUUCCCUUGCGAUUGCAUCAACGGAGAUUUCCUUGGCCACGAGUUCAACUACUCAAUUAGGUCACGUGACACGUACGACAAAAUCGCUACCGAAUAUUAUUCGAAUUUGACGACGGUUGCAUGGCUGGAGCAGUUUAAUACCUAUCCGCCGACGAAUAUACCGGAUACUGGGACGGUUAGAGUGGUGGUUAAUUGUUCGUGUGGGGAUGCUGCUCUUUCGAAGGAUUACGGGUUGUUUGUUACGUACCCGCUCCGACCCAAUGAGACUUUGGAUUCUGUGUUGACUCAGUCAAAUCUGUCAUCGGAUUUGUCGGGAUUGGUGCAGAGUUACAACCCCGGGGUGAAUUUCAGCUCAGGGGCUGGCUUGGUGUAUAUUCCGGGCAGAGAUGCUGAUGAUAGUUUUCGUCCCCUCAAAUCGAGCACAGGAAUUUCAGUUGGAGUUAUCGCUGGGAUAUCUAUAGCAGCCAUAGUGGUAUUGCUGUUGCUGGGAGUUGGUAUGUAUAUUGGAUUUUUCCGAAAGAAGGUAAAGGGAACAACAUUGCUUUUGACAGCCUCCUCAGAUUUUUCAGCUCAAGCUGGGAAUGUUUAUGGAAGUAAAGCAGCAGAACCAACCGCAGCUGUUGCUGCUACUCCAGGCCUCACUGGCAUUACUGUAGACAAAUCAGUUGAGUUCUCAUAUGAAGAACUUGCCCAGGAGACUGAUAAUUUCAGUAUGGCUAACAAGAUUGGUGAAGGUGGCUUUGGGGCUGUUUACUAUGCAAAUCUGAGAGGCGAGGAAGCUGCAAUCAAGAAGAUGGAUAUGCAGGCAUCCAAAGAGUUUCUUGCUGAAUUAAAGGUUUUGACACAUGUUCAUCACCUGAACCUGGUGCGAUUAAUUGGAUACUGUGUUGAAGGCUCUCUUUUCCUAGUUUAUGAAUACAUUGAGAAUGGCAAUCUAAGUCAGCAUUUGCGAGGCUCAAGCAGGGAGCCACUUCCUUGGUCUACUCGAGUGCAAAUUGCCCUUGACUCAGCCAGAGGUCUUGAAUAUAUCCAUGAGCAUACUGUCCCUGUUUACAUUCACCGUGACAUUAAAUCAGCUAAUAUAUUGAUAGACAAAAACUUCCGUGCAAAGGUGGCAGAUUUUGGGUUAACAAAACUGACAGAAGUUGGAAGUGCAUCGCUACCCACACGUCUUGUUGGGACAUUUGGAUACAUGCCACCCGAAUAUGCGCAAUAUGGUGAUGUUUCUGCUAAAGUAGAUGUAUAUGCUUUUGGGGUUGUGCUUUAUGAGCUUAUUUCUGCUAAAGAAGCUAUUGUCAAGGCAAAUGGCUCUAUUGCUGACUCGAAGGGUCUUGUUGCUCUGUUUGAGGAUGCUCUUAACGGGCCUGAUUGUAAAGAAGAGCUUUGCAAACUAAUAGAUCCAAGGCUAGGAGAUAAUUACCCACUUGACUCUGUGUUCAAGAUGGCUCAACUUGCCAAAGCAUGUACACAAGAAAAUCCUCAGCUACGACCAAGUAUGAGGUCUAUAGUGGUUGCCCUAAUGACUCUUUCAUCCUCAACAGAGGAUUGGGAUGUUGGUUCUUUCUAUGAAAAUCAAGCUCUUGUCAACCUUAUGUCAGGACGAUAAACCAAACGCGUUGGAAAAGAGAAGUAAUACAACCAUGAGCAAUGGCACAAUAGCAGCAUGCCCUAGAAGGGCAUCAACAGUCAACACUACAACUAUGGCCGAAGACACAAACAGAGACAAUAAAAAAUUAAUUUGGACCCCUAAAAAGUUAGAAGGUUCUGGCUCUGAUGAAGUAUUCAGCUUCCAUCUAGUUCAAAAAAGUUGUAUGGGCAUCAAUCAUCAGCGUUAGAACUCUUCAAUACAACAAACAGUUAUUUAUUUAUUUUUAUUAAAGAUCUAACAAUUGCUCUCUUCCCAUAUUGUGUAAAACAACAGAAUCAAUAGUAGAGGCGUGGAAUAUGACGUU